This is a messenger RNA of Artibeus jamaicensis (Jamaican fruit-eating bat), 7101 nucleotides long. It is a transcript of the gene PARP14, whose product is annotated as poly(ADP-ribose) polymerase family member 14. The transcript is spliced from 17 exons. Gene Ontology annotation, molecular function: transcription corepressor activity; NAD+ poly-ADP-ribosyltransferase activity. Bases 207 to 5585 code for a protein of 1792 amino acids. Gene Ontology annotation, biological process: negative regulation of gene expression. Gene Ontology annotation, cellular component: cytoplasm; nucleus. Lineage: Eukaryota; Metazoa; Chordata; Mammalia; Chiroptera; Phyllostomidae. The record is from RefSeq and is a predicted model, not a curated record.
CCUGAGCUUCGGUACCCGUGCAUGCCCAGAUGCCUUUGCUGUGGGCCCCAGAUGUAAGUGAAGAUCGGUGACUAAUCAAAUCGGGGCCGCUGUUCACAAAGGCAGAUCUUAGGGGCAGGGAGUUCUCCAGGAAACGAAAGCGAAAGAGGCCAAGUUAACCGCCCAGAGCCGGAGUGGGACUGGCAGUGCUGGCUGCGGAGCUGAGGAUGGCUGCGCCGGGCUUCUUCCCGCUGCUUGUCGAGGGGUCCUGGGGCCCCUACCCCCCGAAGAACUUGAGCACCAAGUUGCAGAUAUACUUCCAGAGCCAGAAGAGAGCGGGAGGCGGAGAGUGUGAGGUCCGCCAGGAUCCCGGGAAUCCGGUCCGCUUCCUGGUGCUCUUCCACCAGCAAGACGUUCGUCAGAAAGUUCUGGAGAGAGGGAACCAUGAGUUAGUAUGGUCAGAAAAAGAAACAUUUAAGUUAACUGUCCAGAUGCCCCCAGCUCCAGAUGAAGUCCAUGAUAUUUCUGAAGAGGAAAUUCCAACAAAGGAAUUCAAGACCAAAGAACAUGCCAAAGAACCAGAUAUGUCAGAAGAUACAAAAAUGGAAGCUAUCCCAAAAGAAUGUGAAAAUAUUCCUUUUUUGGUUGCAUUUGAAAAUCUCAAAGAACAUGUGACUGAUGUCAUGUUGAUCUUGUUGGUGGAGAACAUAAGUGGCCUGUCCAGUGAUGAUUUUCAAGUGGAAGUCAUCAGAGAUUUUAAUGUUGCCGUGGUUACCUUCCAAAAAUCUAUAGAUCCUGUGACAUUUGUUCACAAUUGUGCCAUGAACCGUUCCGUGAAACAUCUUCAACUUUCUCCAAGACUUCUGGAAGUGACAAGAAAGAUCAGGGUCGAAAACCUGCCGCCUGGUGUUGACAGCUAUAAUUUGAAAUGUUUAUUUGAAGAUCCUCAAAAUGGAGGGGGAAGAGUUGUCAGUGUUGAAUAUUUUCCUGAAGAGAGUUCAGCACUGAUUGAAUUUCUUGACAGAAAAGUGUUAGACACUAUCCUGACCAGGAAACUUGAUCUCAAUAACAUGCCACUGUCUGUGUUCCCAUACUAUGAGUCUCUGGGUACAGCUUUGUACGGCAAGGAGAAGCCCCUGAUCAAGCUUCCAGCACCAUUUAGAGAAUCUUUGGAUCUUUCUUUAUGGAAGUUCUUAUACAAAAAGAAUCACCUGGUUGAGGCGAUAAAUGAAGAAGUGGGCCGUUUUCACUGUGAGCUAACAUGGUCCCAGCUCAGUGGUGAAGUUACCAUCAGACCCGCGGCCACCUUAGUCAACCAAGGAAGACAAACCAUCAAGAACUGGAAGAAAGAUGCUUCCUCAGCAUUCUCUGGCAUCAGGUCUAGGUAUAAAGUCACCAAAUUUAAAGCCGACCCAGUAGUGUGGGACACCAUAAAAAACGAUUUAGAAGAUGAAAGCAUUUUGAUAGAGUUUGAUACGCUUAUGGGGAUUGUAACUUUGGCAGGGAAAUCAGAAGAUGUGCAAAACAGAGAGCCACAAAUCAAGGAAUUAAUAGAAAACACCAGUCAAAGAAUUAAAAGAGAAGAGCAAAGUGUGAAGGAAAAAGUGGCCAUCUCUCCAGGAAAGUAUUCUCUUUUGCUCUAUAGCAGCGAUCAGGAGCGCCUCCGCACGGAGUACCCGGAGAUGGAGAUUUUUUACGAUGAAGCCACUCAACACAUGUGCUUUAAAGGCCUCGGUGUAGAUGUGUAUAAAGUAAAGUGUGAAGUCCAGGAAAAGGUGUACACCAUGGCUCAGAAAUGCAUUCAGCUUCCGCCUGAAGUUUUCCAGUUUUUGCAACAGGUCGACUGUGCAGAAUUCUCCAAGUCUUUUUUUAUAGCACAGAAAAUUCUUGCAGUUUGUGAGCUAGAGGGUACAACUGUUCUCUUAAUCAGCUAUUCUGCCGAAGCCCUAUUAGAAGCUGAAAAGCAUAUGGUCAGUGCCUUAAGUUAUAAGUGCAUAGACAUUGAGGACAGGGAAGUUCUUAAUAGCAAGAAAUGGAAAACGAUCACUGGCAAUUUGCUUAAGAAACAUAAUUCCUCUUCAAAGACUGUAAUACUCAGUGAGUUAACUUCAAAAACCCCACCCGAGGUCAUUCUUGCAGGCUGUGUGAAAGAAGUACAUGAGACCUAUGUCCUCCUUUUGGACUUUGUGGGAAAAAACAUGAAAAUAGAGAGACUGAUUGAAGUAAAGCCUCCCUUAGUUAUUGAUUAUUUAAAGGCAGAGAAGAAGCUAUUCUUACAAAAGAUGAAGCUAAGGAAGUUAAAUGUUCAGGUGAAUUUCAAUCCUGGGAACAAACCAAAGGGCAUUUUACUAACCGGCUCGAAGGCUGAAGUCAUGGAGGGAAUGAACAUCCUCAAUCAAGCCAGGGAUUCAGUCUGUGUUAAAAGGGUCUGUAUUGAUAAGCCGGGAGCCAAGCAGUUAUUCCUGGAGAAGGCACGGUAUUAUAAACGUGAGGUAUGGUCACAUGGCUGCUUUGUGGAACUGCUGCAGAAUGAAGAAAAGGAGGGAGGUGGUGCUGUUGGGCAGAAGUGCUUCUUUCAGACAGUGUUGGUCCCCGGAGUCUCUCUGGUCGUGCAGCAAGGUGACCUGACCCGGUUUCCCGUUGAAGUGGUGGUGAAUGCGGCAAAUGAGAACCUCAAGCACAUCGGGGGCCUUGCCGCUGCCCUUUCCAAAGAAGCUGGCCCUGAGCUCCAAGCAGACUGUGACCAGAUAGUGAAGGAAAAAGGCACAAUCCCAGUUGGCCAUGCCGUUGUUUCGAGAGCAGGAAAGCUCCCUUAUCGCCAGGUCAUCCAUGCAAUAGGACCCAGGUGGAAGAGGGAGGACGCCCAGGGCUGUGUGCUCCAGUUAAAGAAAGCCGUGAGACAAAGCCUCCAGUUGGCUGAAAAACUCCAGUACCGCUCGAUAGCCAUCCCUGCUAUUAGUUCUGGAGUCUUUGGCUUUCCCAUACCUCAGUGUGUGGAAGCCAUCGUUUUGGCAGUGAAGGAAACCUUCCAGUAUAACUGGGAUGGAUGCACCUUGAAGGAGAUUUACCUUGUGGAUACAUCUGAGAAGACCGUUGAGGCCUUUGCUGAAACUGUGAAAACUGUAUUUAAAAACACCGCUCCUGAUACUUCUUCCCAGCCCAGUGUACCAGCUGCAAUCCGGCCCAGCUUGAGGAAAGAUGGUGAAAACAGCAAAGUGCUGUUGUGCCCUGGUGGCCUGAGGGUCCUGUUGGUGAAAGACGAAGUGCAGAAUGCUACGACCGAUGUUGUCGUCAACUCCAUUCCUGGCAAUCUUGAGCUUAACAGAGGACCCCUUUCUCUGGCCCUCUUGAAGAAAGCUGGGCCAGAUCUCCAGAAGGAAUUGUACGCAGCUGAACAGAAGCUGCCUGUUGACGUGGGCACGAUUCUCCAAACCAGCGGUUGCAAUCUGCAUUGCCACCAAGUGCUUCAUGUGGUGGCUCCAGACUGGCAAAAUGACAACACAUCUUCACGCAAGAUAAUGGAAGACAUAAUCAGAAAAUGUUUGGAAACCACUGAGAACUUGUCCUUAAAAUCAAUUGCAUUCCCAGCCAUAGGAACAGGCAAUUUGGGGUUUCCCAAAACCGUUUUUGCUGAAUUAAUCAUUUCAGAAGUGUUCAAAUUUAGUAGCAACAACCAACCAACAGCUUUACAAAAAGUCUGCUUUCUGCUGCACCCGAAUGAUCAUGAGAAUAUUCAGGCAUUUUCAGAUGAAUUUGACAGAAGGGCUAAUAAAAAUUUCGUCAGUGACACAAUUCCCAAGGCUAAGAAUACACAAGAUUCAAGUUUCUAUAGCACUGUAACUAGCUCUGAUUUAGGAGUACAUGAAAUGAAAAUUGGUCCCAUCACCUUCCAGGUGGCCCCUGGAGAUAUUACUAAAGAAGAGGCAGAUGUGAUUGUUAAUUCAACAUCAAAGACAUUCACUCUCAAAGCAGGGGUGUCCAAAGCAAUUUUGGAACAGGCUGGGCAAGAUGUGGAAACAGAAUGUUCUCGCCUAGCUCAUCAGAGCAACAAUGGUUAUAUAAUUACUGGAGGUGGAUUACUGAAGUGCAAGAAUAUUAUUCAUGUUGUUGGCGGAAAUGAUGUCAAGAGAUCGGUUUCCUGUAUUUUGCAAGAGUGUGAAAAACGGAAUUACUCGUCCAUUUGCCUCCCAGCCAUUGGGACAGGAAGUGCUAACCAAGACCCAGAUAAGGUUGCUGAAGCCAUAAUUGAUGCCAUUGAAGACUUUAUCCAGAAAGGAUCAGUCCAGUCUGUGAAAAAAGUUAAAGCUGUUAUCUUUCUGCCUCAAAUACUGGAUGUGUUUUAUGCCAACAUGAAAAAAAGAGAAAACUCUCAGGUUUCUCCCCCUCAGUCUGUGAUGUCUAAAAUUGCAUCAUUCCUUGGCUUCUCAAAGCAAACUCCCAAAAAACAAAAGCCUUUGGUUUUGGAAAAGAAAACAGAAUCAGCAGUUUUUCAGGUUUGUGGUGAAAAUGAAAAAUGUGUGGACCGCGCCCUCUCCUGUAUCCAGGAUCUGCUACAAAAUGAACAGAGUAUUUACAUCAGUGAAGACGAAUGUAUCAAAGACUUCGAUGAAAAGGAAUGUCAGGAAUUGAUUAAGCGGCACGAGAACUUGAAUAUUAGCUUUUGCUGGGACUCUCAAAGGUCUUUGAUUAAGGUGACCGGAAUUAGCAGAGAUGUGGAACAGGUUAGGAAGGCAGUUGAGGAAAUGAUCAAAAAGACUAGAGUAGCCAAAGAGCAGGAAUCCAGAGCGGACUACGUCAGUGAGUUUGUAGAAUGGCAAUAUAAUGACAAUAACACUUUUCAUCAUUUUGACAAAAUGACCAAUCUGCAAUUGGAGGAUGCAAAAAAAAGCAAUAAAAAUACAGUUAAUGUCAAAAUUAAUAAUCAGAGCUACACUGUGGACUUGAAAUCGUGUGUCGCUACAGAUACAAAGGGACACAGUUUACCUGUUCAGCGCCUCACAAAAUCUGAAGUUGGGAACCCGGCUCACUGGUGUGAUAUGAUGCAGCAGUAUGUCCGUCUGGUCGACCUGCCACCUAGUCAUGCGGAAUACAACAAUGUGGCAACUGUGUUUUAUCAGACCUGCUCAAACUUCAAGAUUGAGAAGAUUGAGAGGAUCCAGAAUCCACAUCUCUGGAAAGUCUACCAGACCCAGAAAAAAAAUAUGGAUGAGAAGAAUGGUAAUACAAAAAACGAGAAGCUGCUCUUCCAUGGCACAGACGCUGACUCACUGCCAUAUGUCAACAAAAAUGGCUUUAACCGCAGUUACGCCGGAAAGCAUGCUGCGGCAUAUGGAAAGGGAACCUAUUUUGCCGUCCAUGCCAGUUAUUCUGCCCAUAAUACAUACUCCAAACCAGACAUACAUGGGAAAAAGCAUAUGUAUUAUGUGCGAGUACUUACUGGAUUAUACACAAAUGGAAAUUCAUCGUUAAUUGUGCCUCCUCCAAAGAACGUUCAAAAUUUUACUGACCUGUACGACACUGUCACAGAUAAUGUGAACAAUCCAACUUUGUUUGUGGUAUUUUAUGACAACCAUACCUACCCGGAGUACCUGAUUACUUUUAAAUAACGUUUUGGUAUCCUUCCCAGAAGAUGUUAUUCACCUCUACCAGUGGAUUUUCAGCCUUUUUCCUCUCAUGUACAGCACACGUAAACGAGUUACCAAAAUUCUGCGGAAAACCAAAAAAAUAUAUUUUUUGCUGAUUUGACAAAAGAAGGUGUCAUUUUGACUCAUUUACACUGGAAGCUCUUGUGAUGUGGGCGGUUGUCAUUUGCUUUAUUUGAUGCACUGAGGGAAAAGAGGUCAGUGCCCCUGACUAAACAGUCAGGUAUUUCGUGUUUCAAAACUUCUUGUGGCGCACUGGUUGAAAGUUGAUGAUCUAUAUACCUGUGUAGUUGUAAAAAAAGUUUUAGAUUUUUUUAUCUUAAUAUCUUUUUCUAAGAUCAAAGGAUCCUUGCCACUGAAAUUAGACUGCCUUCAGCUUCUCUUUUAUAACUGGAGUAAAUCAUUCUUGAAAUCAGUGAACUUGGGGAUUUAAAUCAGGUAACUUAGUUAACAAGUGUGUGUCCACAACCACGGACAUCAGAUCCGCAGAAGAAAAGAACAGGUUUGUACUUUCAGGAAUGAGAAUAACAUUAAUCUUACAAGCAGACGGCACAGCUAUGCACUUUCCGCUGCCACGGAGGAGCCAGCUGGUCCCACGUCAGGAUGCCACUUACUGUGGGGGGCAAUCUUACUUAGUGGGUUGGACUGCUGUCUUUCCUGGGGGCAGACAGGGUGUCUUACUCAUUUUUUUUUAAUCCCUGGUUGGGGGUCUGUGCCUGAUGUCCAAUGGAUAGUCCAGAAAUGUUUCAUAAGCCAAUUAAAAAUGAAAAAUCCCAGUCAAACUCCUACUCAGGUAGGAACCAUUUCUUCAACAUCCUUGACUUCUUGUCAGGUUGCCUCAAACUGAACAGGUUCCGUGAUAGUGAACUUUGUUUUUCAUGAGCUGGCCCAUGACACAAGGCCUCCAGUCAGGGCUCUGGGGUUACAGUGCCGCUGUGCCCCGCACAGCCCAGGAGCUGUGGUCAGAUGACCCAUGGACUUGUGCAGCACAUCGGCCGUGGCUCCCGUCAGGUAGGAUAGGUAGGAAGUUAAGGCAGGGAGGAAGAAGACAUGUCUCACCCAUUGACUCAGCAGUCCAGAGCCUGGGCUGAGAAGAUUGCCGGGUGCUCCGAACAUCACGAGCAGGGAUAGCGCAGGAUGAGGGGAGCCCUUGAGACUCUGUGCUGGGAAAGGGAGCUUCUGUAGCAAUUUCACUAAGGCAAAGAGCCUUUACUAGCUGAGAAAGCAAGCCUUUAUAGCUGUACGUUAUUCCCAAGUUUUGGAAGGGAGAGGAGGGGAGUCUAGAAGCUGGCUAAGGUACAUAACCCCUGAACUCAAUAGUUGGCACAGUCAGAUUAGCUGAGUUGUAGUCUUAGCUCAAGUGCCCAGAACAAACUUACUAGCUGCAUUUCCUCCGAACGUGGAGCAGAUCAGCAGGGUGCUUGCUUGCAGCUUUGCAUUCAUGCUUGAUAAAUAAACUGGCUAUCUCAUUUCCACUGUA